GGCCCGGGGCAGUCUCUCUGGCCGCCUGGCUCGGUGGCCGGUCCUCCCGCGCAUGCGCGGGGCUGCUCGGGCCCGGAUUGCUAUGGCAGCGGCGUCGCCGUGGGUCAGGCCCCCUCGCUCGCGCCGGGGCCCGGCUGUCGCCGCAGUGGUUGGCGCUGCAGCCUCUCGGGCAUGAGCGGGGCCUCCCGCCGCUGCCGCCGCAUCCCGACUGCGGGCCCCUCGCCGGGAACAUGCCCCUGGCCGCCUACUGCUACCUGCGGGUCGUGGGCAGGGGCAGCUACGGGGAGGUGACGCUCGUGAGGCACCGGCGGGACGGCAGGCAGUAUGUCAUCAAAAAGCUGAACCUCCGAAACGCCUCCAGCCGAGAGCGGCGGGCCGCUGAACAGGAAGCUCAGCUCUUGUCUCAGCUGAAGCACCCUAAUAUUGUCACCUACAAGGAGUCCUGGGAGGGAGGGGACGGUCUGCUGUACAUCGUCAUGGGCUUCUGCGAAGGAGGCGAUCUGUACCGAAAGCUCAAAGAGCAACAGGGGCGGCUUCUGCCUGAGAGUCGGGUGGUGGAGUGGUUUGUUCAGAUCGCCAUGGCUCUGCAGUAUUUACAUGAAAAGCACAUCCUUCACCGAGAUCUGAAAACUCAAAAUGUUUUCCUAACAAGAACAAAUAUCAUCAAAGUGGGUGACCUGGGGAUCGCCCGAGUGCUGGAGAGCCACUGCGACAUGGCCAGCACCCUCAUCGGCACGCCCUACUACAUGAGCCCCGAACUGUUCUCGAACAAGCCCUACAACUAUAAGUCUGAUGUUUGGGCCCUGGGAUGCUGUGUUUACGAAAUGGCCACCCUGAAGCAUGCUUUCAAUGCAAAAGACAUGAAUUCUUUAGUUUAUCGGAUAAUUGAAGGAAAGCUCCCACCAAUGCCGAAAGAUUAUAGCCCGGAGCUGGCAGAACUGAUGAGAACCAUGCUGAGCAAGAGGCCCGAAGAGCGGCCAUCUGUGAGGAGCAUCCUGAGGCAGCCGUACAUUAAGAGCCAAAUCGCCUUGUUUCUGGAGGCCACAAAGGCAAAAACCUCCAAAAAUAAUAUUAAAAAUGGUGACUCUAAAUCCAAAUGUGUCGCUACAGUGGUUUCUGGAAAGGCUGAAUCAAAUCAUAAAGUAGUCUCUCCGCAGCCACACUCUUCUCAGGGCUCCAAGACGUAUGUGAUGGAUGAAGACAUAUGUUUGUCCCAGGAGGAACCCGUAGUCCUUGGCCCCUUGAAGACACCUACAAGUCUGGAAGGCCACACCCGCAGACCAGACACAAGCAAUCCCGCAGAAUCACUGGCCACAGUUAGUAGAGUGAAUAUCGACAUCUUACCUGCAGAAGGGAGGGACUCCAUCCAUGGUGGCCUAGUUCGGGAGAGUCAGCCAAGACACUUAGUUGCCUCUACUGAGCUAGAAGGUACAUGCACUAUUUCUCAAGAGAAGGAGAACCUGCAGGAUAAGUCUAAGUCCAGCACUCAGCCUGGGAACCUAAUUCCCACGUGGUCCUCUGAUGAUAUCACCAGAGAAAGGACUGACGCAGUGAAACCUCUGCAGCCCCUAAACAAAGACCAGAAGCCGAAGGCACGGGAUGAAGUUGCUGGUGAAUGUGUUACAGACAGACAGGACGGAAUCCACCCAGGUUUCCAGCCACACAGCUCUGGGUCUGAACCCUCCCUGUCCCGGCAGCGGCGACACAAGAAAAGAGAACAGACUGAGUGCAGCGGGGAGCAGAGACAGUUCCAAGAGGCCUCUCCUUGCCUUCUGCCUUCUCUUCCCACUGUUGGAAGAAUGGUUGUCACAUCAACACAAAAGGAUGCUGAAAACCAAAGCAGAGUAGCCACUGGGUCCGUGAGCAGUUCAAGGAGCAGUGAGAUGUCAUCAUCAAAGGAUCGACCUUUAUCGGCAAGAGAGAGGAGGCGACUGAAGCAGUCGCAGGGAGAGACGCGCCCCUCAGGCCCUUCAGCGAGGAGAGCUUCUCUGAGUGCAGGAGCGCCAGGAAAACCCCAAGAGGAAGGCCAGCCCGCCCCUGCCCGAAGGUUGUCUUCGGACUGCCAUGCUGCUCAGGAAAGGAAGCUCACCCAUUGUCUCUCUGAAGAUGAGUUAACUUCUUCUACAAGUUCAACCGAUAAAUCAGAUGGGGAUUCCAGGGAAGGGAAAGGUCAUUCAAGUGAAAUGAGUGACUUGGUGCAAUUGAUGACUCAGACCCUAAAACUGGACUCUAGAGAGAGCUGUGACGAUCUCCCAGUACCAGGUCCGAUGUCAGAAUUUAAACUCCAUCGGAAGUACCGGGACACGCUGAUACUUCAUGGGAAAGUCGCAGAGGAGGCAGGGGAACUCCAUUUGAGAGAACUACCUUCAGCUAUCGUGCCAGGUUCUGAGAAGAUCAGAAGAAUAGUUGAAGUCUUGAGAGCGGAUGUAAUCCAAGGCCUGGGGAUCCAACUUUUAGAGCAGGUGUAUGAUCUUUUGGAAGAGGAGGAUGAGUUGGAGAGAGAGUACAACUGAGCCUAAAAAGCAGACAGCCCCUCGUACUAACAAGCACCCCUGAUCGGAGCGCUCCUGUGCGGCGAGGCCGUCUUCUCGGAGGGCUCAGUCCUGGUUAUGAUGACCAUCACAGUUCAGGGCCUGCACAUUACUCCCCAGUGAGUCAACUGCAUUAUAUCACACCUGCCUUAUGAAAAUUUUUAGAGAAGAAGUGGCUGAACAAACAUUUCUGGAGUAGUUGCUCUUUUUGUAUAUUUGUGGUUCGAGUGCUUUGGUAGGAAUAAUAAUAAAACCAAAAAUAAAGCCUUAAAUUCCUAAAAACAUAGUUGAUUCUCUACCAAUUUAAUGAUUUCUAAAUGCUGUUUUGAUUUUUAAUUUUGAAAUACUUUCAGACUAACAAAGUUGUACAAGUAAUACAAAGAGUCCCUGAAUAUUCCUCACCUAUAUUCCCUAAUGUUUCCCGUUCUGCCACUUUUGCUUUAUCAUUCUCUUUCUCCAUAUGUACAAUUUUUUGAAAUCUAUUUAUGAGAAAGUUGCAGACACAUGAAGUCCGUUCAUUGAGGGCAUUUGCUGUUAUUUUAUGUCUUGCUUCUCCCCCCAGGCAAAAUUUCUGGGCCCGGCUCUGGAGCUGGGAAUGAGGACAAUAGCUUGCUGGUCUCUGAGGGACCCCCGCCCUCCCGCUGUAGCAGCUCAGUGAGGGGCAGGGGCGGUAGCCUCUGGUCUUCUCAGCGUGUUCUGCUCAGGAUGGAAGCUUCAUUUAUUGUCUGGGCACAGGUGACUGGGGCUCCGGGAUUUUCAGUGGCCCCGCGCCCAAUGUAACGCCUCCGUCCUGAGGCCAAGCUGAGUCCGAGGAAGGAGGCCUCUGCCUCUUGGCUGCAGUCUCCCAGAACGUCUCCUUGACACCAGGUUGGGGGCAGGAUGAGGUAACGGAUACCUUUGGACUAGGAACUGGGCAACGAGGGGCCCCUGCUGUUGGUUUCACCGGCCUGGUGUAGUUUUUGUCUCACUGAACUGGGCAUGAGGAGGGAGGCAGCUGGUCUUAGUUCACAUACCACUGACUGACAGACACUCUUCUGAGUUUUAGUAGAUUUUCUUGAAAAAAAAAAAGUGUCUUUAUUUGCUCCGUGCCAUUAGGACCAUUUCCAGAGACUUGAAAUGGUUGGUUUUUAGGGUGGUUUUCACUAGUUUCACUGAGGAGGGGCCUGCGGAGCUCCUCAGUUAGGGUUACAUUCCAUAUUUGUUCUGUCUCCCUUCAUCUGGAACCGCUGCUCGGCCUGUGUUUCAUGGCCUUGACACUUGAAGUGUCAUAGGCCAUCUGUUUUUAGAGCGCCCCUUGGUUUGGAUGUGCCUGGUAUUUCCUCAUGAAUAGAUUCAGAUCAUGCAUUUUGGCAGAUUAUGUGUGUGUCCUUCUCACUGCAUUGUACCAGGAGGUGCAUGACACCUGUUAACACUUUAUUAGGUGUUAUUUUUAAUUUCAAACAUUUCUUUCAACAGACAUACAUUGAGUGUCACAUAAUACAUUUGUUUGAUUCCUAGUCAGAUUUAAUUUUCCAUAUAAUUGGUCACUUAUUUUUUGUAAAUGCCUUUCCUGAAUUAUCUAUGGGCUUGAUUUGAUCAACUCUAAUAUUCUAAUGUUUUAUUGAUUCUAAGAACUCCUUGUGAUAUGUAUUCUUAGGCAUGUAUGAUGCAAAUAUUUUCCCUAUUGUUUGCUCUUUCUUAUAACUUUAUUUUUUGGUGUUAAAGUUUUUCAUUUUAUGUAAAUAGAAUGAUUCAUAUUUUCCAUAUGGUUUCCACCUCUAGGACCUUGCUUAGAAAAGCCCUUCUUUUAAGAUUAUGAAAGUAUUGUUUCUACUACAUACAGAUA
This is a messenger RNA of Manis javanica (Malayan pangolin), 4356 nucleotides long. NCBI's taxonomy places the organism in Eukaryota, Metazoa, Chordata, Mammalia, Pholidota, Manidae. The record is from RefSeq and is a predicted model, not a curated record.